CCGAAAGGAAGCAGGAGGCAUUGGGCAAUCGAAAAGCUCGUGGCUUUUUGCGUCUCGCCCGCUUGGUUCUCGCUUUGGUCGAGUGCUCUGCGCCAUGGUAGGAGGGGAGAGCCAGAAGAAGAGGGUGGUGGUGGUGGGAGGAGGGGUGGGCGGCGCUUUUCUCGCUAAGAAAAUGCAGUUCGACGCCGAUGUAGUACUUAUCGAUCCGAAGGAAUAUUUUGAGAUCCCUUGGGCAUGCCUAAGAUCAAUGGUGGAGCCGUCAUUUGCUGAAAGAGCACUGAUCAAGCACACUGACUACUUUACCAAUGGUAGAGUUGUUACAUCCCAUGCCAUCGGUAUCACUGAGUCAGAGGUGCUUACUGAAGAUGGCCAGACAAUUAAAUAUGACUAUCUUGCCUUGGCUACUGGCCAUGCAGAUCCCACACCAAGAAGCAGGAAGGACAGGCUAGAGCAAUUUCGGCAAGAAAACGAUAAGAUAAAAUCAUCCAGCUCUGUCCUAAUCAUUGGAGGUGGACGAAUGGGUGUGGAACUUGCUGGAGAGAUUGCAGCUGACUACCCUGAGAAGAAUGUGACUCUGAUCCAUGAUGGACCAAGGUUGCUGGAAUACAUAGGACCAAAAGCUUCAAAUAAGGCACUAAAAUGGUUGAAAUCGAAGAGAGUCGAAGUGCUUUUGGAGCAGUCAGUCGAUCUAGACUCCAUAACAGAAGGAGAAAGAGUGUUUACAACAUCUGCAGGAAAAUCUAUUACAGCUGAUUGCCUCUUUGUUUGUGUGGGUAGUAGACCACUGGGUUCAACAUGGCUCCAAGAGACUUUCCUGAAAGAGAGCUUGGACAAGUCUGGAAGAUUGAUGGUGGACGAGACAUUGAGAGUCAAAGGACGAAGUAAUAUUUUUGCCAUUGGAGACAUCACUGAUAUUCGUGAAAUCAAACUAGGUUACCUAGCACAGAAGCAUGCAGCAGUGGUGGCCAAGAACUUGAAGCUGUUAAUGGAGGGAGGUAGAGAAAGCAAACUGGCCACCUACAAGGCUGCUUCAACCAUGGUGGUAGUCGCCUUGGGAAGGAAGCAGGCGGUGGCUCAGUUACCAUUUAUGACAAUCGGCGGGAGGCUACCUGGCAUGUUCAAAUCCAAGGACUUGUUCGUCGGAUGGAUGAGGAAAGGGAUAGGACUCGACCCUCGUGCCGUCUAACAAAAUAAUUCUGCUUGUGGAACUGAGCGGUUUUUCAAUGUUGUAUGUCUUCUGUGACAGUGUCAUGAUUUGCUGUAAUAUUGUGUGAACGUACCGCAUUUUGCUCUCCUUUUUUCCUGGUCCUGGACAAAAACAGAAUAGACGUGUGCAUUAAUUUAGUUUAUGAUAUGGUAUGACCAUAACAAUUCGAGGAAAACUCGUCCAUACCUGGAUGUUGAUAAUUUGUAUGCGAGCCCAGCCGUCUGAUCAGAAGUUUUACUUGAAGUUGGAA
Molecule: messenger RNA, 1457 nt
Organism: Elaeis guineensis (African oil palm)
Lineage: Eukaryota; Viridiplantae; Streptophyta; Magnoliopsida; Arecales; Arecaceae
Cellular component (GO): cytoplasm
Molecular function (GO): flavin adenine dinucleotide binding; electron-transferring-flavoprotein dehydrogenase activity
Source: RefSeq, a predicted model, not a curated record